AUGAUUUAUGGUUCCAACAAAUCCCCGGCAUCGUCCCAGCCGGCAUCGGCAUCUUCGUCCACGGCGGCAGCUUCCGAUCGAUCGAUGAAGUUCGAUGUUUUUGGAUUGAAUAACAAACAGUUAUAUAUUUGUUUUUUUUUUCUGAUAAAUACCCAUCCACUCCUCACAGCUAAGGUGCAAACUAGCUUCCGCCAGAAUGCAUCAUCGAUCGGACGAUGGGGCCGAUCGACUACGAAUCCGGUAACCAUCCCGACCAGUACGGUGGUGAGCGGGGCGGGCGAUAGCUACGGAUACACGCUAACGGGAAGUCCCAGCCCACCGCACAGUCCCCCGAUCAAUAUGCCCCCACCAAUACCGCCCCGACCUGUGAUACGACAGUCAAGCUUCACCAAGAUCGGAUACAUGAUCAACACAGCCGUCAAUGGCACUAAAAAGCAAUUUAGUAGCAGCAGCAGCAGUAACAGCGGCAGCUCUGGUGGUAAUGGCGAAACAUCGUGGUGCUUUUCACAGAUAAAGGGUGCCCUGGACGAUGAUGUUACCGAGGCCGACAUCAUUUCCUGCGUCGAGUUUAAUCACGACGGAGAACUGCUGGCCACCGGUGAUAAAGGUGGACGGGUCGUCAUCUUUCAGAGAGAUCCUGCAUCGAAAGCGGCGUCACCACGACGCGGCGAGUACAACGUUUACUCCACCUUUCAGUCGCACGAGCCCGAGUUCGACUACCUAAAGUCGCUGGAGAUCGAGGAGAAGAUCAAUAAAAUCAGAUGGCUCAAGCGCAAGAACCAGUCGCAUUUUCUGCUCUCGACCAACGACAAAACGAUCAAGCUGUGGAAGGUGUCGGAGCGCGACAAGCGGGUCGAGGGCUACAACACACGGGAGGACAAUGGGAGCAUACGCGACCCGUCGUCGAUCAGCGCGCUGCGCGUACCGUCGAUCAAACCGAUGGACCUGAUGGUGGAAGCGUCGCCGCGUCGCAUCUUCGCGAACGCGCACACCUACCACAUCAACUCGAUCUCGGUGAACUCGGACCAGGAAACGUACCUGUCGGCGGACGAUCUGCGGAUCAACCUGUGGCACCUGGAGAUCACCGACCAGAGCUUCAACAUCGUCGACAUCAAGCCGGCGAACAUGGAGGAGCUGACGGAGGUGAUCACUGCCGCCGAGUUCCACCCGACCGAGUGCAACGUGUUCGUCUACUCGAGCAGUAAAGGUACUAUCAGGUUAUGUGAUAUGCGAUCGUCGGCGCUCUGCGAUCGCCACGCGAAGCUGUUCGAGGAGCCGGAGGACGUGGAUAUCACCAACAAGAGCUUCUUCCGCGAGAUCAUCAGCUCGAUCAGCGACGUGAAGUUGAGCAACUCGGGCCGCUACAUGAUCUCGCGGGACUAUCUGAGUAUUAAGGUGUGGGACUUGCACAUGGAAACGAAGCCGAUCGAGACGUAUCCGGUUCACGAAUACCUCCGCACGAAGCUGUGUUCGCUUUACGAGAACGAUUGCAUCUUCGACAAGUUCGAGUGCUGCUGGAAUGGGAACGAUUCGGCCAUCAUGACCGGUAGCUACAACAACUUUUUCCGCAUCUUCGAUCGGAACACGAACAAGGACGUCACGCUGGAAGCUUCGCGCGACAUUAUCAAGCCCAAAACGGUGCUGAAGCCGCGCAAGGUGUGCACCGGUGGCAAGCGGAAAAAGGACGAGAUCAGCGUUGACUGUUUGGCCUUCAACAAGCGGAUCCUCCACACUGCCUGGCAUCCGCUCGAGAACAUCAUCGCCGUGGCCGCAACCAAUAAUUUAUUCAUAUUUCAGGAUAAGUUUUAGCUAAUAGUAAUAGUAGUAGCGAGGAUAAUUAAUUAUUAUUAUAAUUAUAAUGAUUAUUAUUAUUAUUAUUGAUAGAUUUUCCUGAGGAUAUGAAAAAUGGAUGUGGUUGUACGAGACACGGUGGUGAGGAAAACAAAUGGGUUUAAAAACGGGGAAUUUGGUAGAUGGUUCCGAUCGAGCAAAAACCCCGUUCUACUGGAACCUGAUGCAAACGAAUGCCUAAUGUUUCGUGCACGGGAGAACGGAUGUAGCGGUUGGUCAGUGCAGCGAGCUGGAUGUUUGAUGCCCGGGGAGAGAAGAAGGAGUAAGUGGGAAGCGAGUGUUUGCCUAGGUAGGUAGGGAGUAGCAAAAAAAAACGAAACCUGUAAAGAAGUUAAUGUCGAGCAAACGCAGAACAACAAAUGAUGGGGAAGAUACAAUCAAAUGCGAUGCAGUUGAAGGAAAAGCUGUGUGGUACCCGGGGGGUCAUGAUCAAAUGGUAAAUUCAUCCAAAAAUUCAAAAACGCUAACCGUACUGAAAGUUUUUGUCAUUAAAUAAAGGUUUGUGACGGACCAGGAAAAAAGGGUGGCACGGCAACGUAAAACCGCGGAAGGGGGCUUCAUUGCAACCAUGAAAAGGGGAUCUCUUUUUCGUCGCUUGUUUUGAGAGAUUAUUUGCCUGUGCUUUUUUGCAAUCCUUUCGCUUCCGUACGUGAGUGUAAGAUCGUGCAAUCCCAACCCCCCUUUGUCAUCCCGGUCAACGAUCAUAAUCCAACUAAGCAUUGUAAGGAGCAACACCAGAAACAAAACAUUUGAAAAAUAGCAUCAUCCAGAGGGAAAUCCAUAGCUUCAGUACUAGCUUAGCAGCGAGGGCAUGAAAGCGGCGGCACAAUUAUUCGGGAAACGCCAUGCGUAUGGGUAAGCACGCGCGGGUAUGUGUGAAUGUGUAGUGCGAAUGCAUGGAGUAAAAGUUCCCCUGAGAAAAGGAGUAAGAAAGUUUUGAUUAGCAGGGGCCGGGAGGGGUGAUUGAGGAAUGAUUGCUGUGUGUGAGAUUUGCGAGCAUAAAGUGAAGUGAAAACGUGGUGUGUGGGUUGGCGUGUAUAUGAGCGUCGUCCGUUAUAACGGUAGGGCAAGAACGUAAUAAAGGAAGAUAGAUCGUUAGUCCUGGAUUCUAAAAGUAAUAAGGCAGUUAGGGUAGCAGUGAAGGUAGACGAUAGGAGGCAGGAAGUUGUAAACAUGAAACACGAAUAAGAAAAAUCAAUCAUUAUCCCUGCGCGCCAAGUAGGCAUAUUAAGCAACACUCUAACAGUGUAGCGUUGGUGUAUAGUUGGAAGAAUAUAACACCUACUAAACAGCA
Molecule: messenger RNA, 3145 nt
Organism: Anopheles coustani
Lineage: Eukaryota; Metazoa; Arthropoda; Insecta; Diptera; Culicidae
Gene: tws
Product: protein phosphatase PP2A 55 kDa regulatory subunit
Exons: 5
Coding region: 1-1809 (602 amino acids)
Biological process (GO): peptidyl-serine dephosphorylation
Cellular component (GO): protein phosphatase type 2A complex; cytosol
Molecular function (GO): protein phosphatase regulator activity; protein binding
Source: RefSeq, a predicted model, not a curated record